Panicum hallii is the source of this 884-nucleotide messenger RNA. RefSeq lists its product as uncharacterized. Bases 206 to 511 code for a protein of 101 amino acids. NCBI's taxonomy places the organism in Eukaryota, Viridiplantae, Streptophyta, Magnoliopsida, Poales, Poaceae. The transcript is spliced from 2 exons. The record is from RefSeq and is a predicted model, not a curated record.
CCGGUCCGAGCCGUCGUCGCCACGGGCACGGCCUACUACAAACGCCAAGGCCGAACCGGGCACGGCAGCCGCAAGGCCUGCAGCGACCGAACCACCAGCACACGCACCACCGCGCCCGAGCCCCACCCACCACCACCGCACCGCAGCGUGCCGACGGGGAGGAGGGAGCGGGAGCGCCCCGGUGGGCCGGUCGUCGCGGACGGAGAUGAGGGGCGGAUCCAGACCGACCCCGGCCGCCGUGUUGCUCCUCGCCGCCGCCGGGAUCUGCGCCCAGUUCGCCGCAGUGCUAGCUGGUGAUUCCAGGGAUGAUAAGAAAGCUGAAGCUCAGCCGAAGGGCCAUACUGGCAAAACAGUUUUGUUCGCCCUCCUAGGUGUGGGGGCUGUCAUUCUGUUGUCAUUUUUCAUUUUCAAGUAUUGGCAGAAGAAGAAAAGGGAGGAACAACAUGCACGUCUGCUAAAGCUAUUUGAAGAGGACGAUGAUAUUGAAGUUGAGCUUGGUCUUAGAGAUUGAUAAUCUUCAAUGUACAGCAAGAGUAUCUUGGCUGACAAGGUAAUUCCUAGGGCACCAUAAAUUGUAGUAUGAAAAGCAUCACAAUCCUGGUACAGUUUCAUUUUCAAAUUUCAAAUACGAAUUUAUAAAAUUGUCCACAGGUUUUGCUGGCUGGCCCUCAAGCAUUUCCAUGUUAAUGUAAAGAAUUUGUUGUAUUUAAACUCGACAGACCUCCACAAGAAAGGUCUACUGUACUUUAGCUUUAUAUGGUGAACAUCUCUUUGUGCGGAUGCAUCAGAAUAGCUUUGAUGAGGAAGUAUUAAAGGUUUGGAGAACAUUCUUUUGUUUUUUAAAGUUUUCUCAAUAUACAUACGCAUCUACUAAGCAAUUCCUA